Messenger RNA from Dipodomys spectabilis (banner-tailed kangaroo rat), 2458 nucleotides. It is a transcript of the gene Dtx2, whose product is annotated as deltex E3 ubiquitin ligase 2. Gene Ontology annotation, biological process: protein ubiquitination; Notch signaling pathway. Gene Ontology annotation, molecular function: zinc ion binding; ubiquitin protein ligase activity. NCBI's taxonomy places the organism in Eukaryota, Metazoa, Chordata, Mammalia, Rodentia, Heteromyidae. The record is from RefSeq and is a predicted model, not a curated record. Gene Ontology annotation, cellular component: nucleoplasm.
GACGCAGAGUUUCCCUCGGGCCGCCUCCCGCUCGGCUCGCUCGGAGUCGGCAGCGCCGCCGUAGCUGCCCGGGCCGCAGCGGGGCGCGGCGGUUCCCACAGCUACGAUGGGAACUGAAACAAGUUAUUCCUCCUAAAGAUAUGGUGUCUCCAUCAAGAAGGGACGGUGUGUGCCAGCCCUGUGGAGAGACAAGGUCCACUGGAGGUGCUGGGCAAUGAAUCCAAGACUGCUGCCCAAAGUGCUCUAAAGCCAUCUGGGGAAGCAGAGGGCAUUCCAGGAAGAUGGCCAUGGCCCCAAACCCUUCCCUGGCUCAAGUAUACCCCAGCCCUGUGGCAGUGGCUGUGUGGGAAUGGCGGGAUGGGCUGAACACCUGGCACCCCUACAGUGCAGCCGUCUGCAACUACAUUGAGCAGCAGUUUGUCCAGCAGAAGGGUCAACGCUUUGGGCUGGGGAGCCUGGCCCACAGCAUCCCCUUGGGCCAAGCCGACCCCUCACUGGCUCCCUAUAUCAUCGAUCUCCCCAGCUGGACCCAGUUCCGCCAGGACACUGGAACCAUGCGAGCUGUGCGCCGGCACCUAUUUCCCCAGAAUUCAGCACCGGGCCGAGGCAUUGUCUGGGAGUGGCUGGGUGACGAUGGCUCCUGGACGGCCUAUGAAGCCAGCAUCUGUGACUAUCUGGAACAGCAGGUGGCCGGAGGCACCCAGCUUGUGGACCUGGCUCCCCUGGGGUACAACUACACCAUCAACUAUGCCACCCACACACAGACCAAUAAGACUUCCAGCUUCUGCCGAAGUGUGCGGCGCCAAGUUGGGCUACCUUACCCAGUGACCACCGUCAUCGCUCCACCAGGCCACACAGGAGUUGCCUGCUCUUGCCACCAGUGCCUCCAUGGCAGUGGAACUGGCCCUGUGUCGGGCCGCUACCGCCACUCCAUGACCAACCUUCCUGCAUAUUCCACCCCUCAAGCCUCCCACAGGACUACCCUUGUCUUUGGGGCCCACCAAGCUUUUGCCCCAUACAACAAGCCCUCACUCUCUGGGGCCAGAUCCGCACCCAGGCUGAACACCACCAACCCCUGGGGUGGGGCAGUCACUGCCCUGGGGAACCAACCCUUCUUCCGCUCCAGCCUCUCCCACCUGGGACCACAGCUUCUGCCUCCAGCCUCAUCCACUUCCAGUGGAGCCAGUGCCUCCCUCCCCAGUGGUGCAUCCAGCAGCUCCGGGAACACCCCUGCCACGGUGCCUGUGCAGAUGCCGAAGCCCAGCAGGGUCCAGCAAGCUCUCGCCGGCAUGACAAGUGUGCUGAUGUCAGCCAUUGGACUCCCUGUGUGUCUUAGCCGCGCACCCCAGCCCGCCAGCCCUCCCGCCUCCUGUCUGGCCUCUAAAAGUCACAGCUCAGUUAAGAGACUGAGGAAAAUGUCCGUGAAAGGAGGGGCUCCAAGGCCUGAGCCAGAGCAAGUGAUCAAAAGCUACACUGAGGAGUUGAAAACACCCCCUGAUGAGGACUGCAUCAUCUGCAUGGAGAAACUGUCCACAGUGUCCGGCUAUAGUGAUACAACCGACAACAAGACCCUGGGACCCGUGGCUGUGGGCCGCCUCACCAAGUGCAGCCAUGCCUUCCACCUGCUGUGCCUGCUGGCCAUGUACUGCAACGGAAACAAGGACGGGAGUUUGCAAUGUCCAUCCUGCAAGACCAUCUAUGGGGAGAAAACCGGGACGCAGCCCCGGGGCAAGAUGGAGGUACACAGGUACCAGAUGUCCCUCCCGGGCCACGAGGACUGCGGGACGAUCCUCAUCAUUUACACCAUCCCUCAUGGCAUCCAGGGCCCCGAGCACCCCAACCCUGGGAAACCGUUCACUGCCAGAGGCUUUCCCCGCCAAUGCUACCUGCCUGACAACACCCAGGGCCGCAAGGUCCUGGAGCUCCUGAAGGUAGCCUGGAAGAGGCGGCUAAUCUUCACAGUGGGGACCUCCAGUACCACGGGGGAGACUGACACAGUCGUGUGGAAUGAGAUCCACCACAAGACGGAGAUGGACCGCAACGUGACUGGCCAUGGCUACCCCGACCCCAACUAUCUGCAGAACGUGCUGGCCGAGCUGGCUGCGCAGGGCGUGACUGAGGACUGCCUGCAGUCUCAGUGAGCGACCCAGUGCCCCUGGCACAGCCUCCCCGGGGUGCAGGGUGGGAAGGUGCCUUCCUGAGAGUCUAGGAUGCCAGGGAGGGGAGGGCUGUGCCCCUCUGGAGCCAGGCUUGUGCCUGCGUGGUCCUUUUCUCCCAGGGUGGGGAGGAUCUGGGCACUUGUGCUGUGGGGCUGAGAUGCAGCUACCUCAGGGCACAGAUGGGCCUCUGUCCAGAGGGCGGCCUGGGCAGCGCCCCGGCCUGGCAUGGCUGUGUGGGGAUCGCCCCUCACCCAGUUUCUCAUACCUCAGAUUUUGUUUGCAAUAAAGACCCUAAGCCA